CCGCAGUUUAGUUACUAGGGUGUCCCCAGCAGAGGAAGUUCUGCUCCGCAGGCCCUUGCUGCGGGCCGCGAGUUAUCUAUACCAAGCUCCUAGGAAGAUGAAGUCUUUUUCCAUCUCCCAUACCAUGUUGUGUUCACAUCUGCCUUGUUAUAUAAUUUUCUUCAUUGCUCUCCAUGUUCACAAGUUGGAUUCAGUGAAUUUCAAAGUCAAGGGACCUGAUCACCCCAUCACAGCCAUUGCUGGUAAGGAAAUUGUGUUAUCCUGUCACCUGUUGCCCAGGAUGAGCGCAGAAAACAUGGAGGUGAGAUGGUACCGGACUCAGUUCCUUGAAGUUAUACAUCUAUAUCAGGAUGGAGUAGAUCACUAUGAAAAGCAGAUGCCAGCAUAUCAGGGAAGGACAGAGCUUCUGAGAGAUGGUAUUGCCGAUGGAAACAUUGCAUUGAGAAUAUACAGAAUCACACCUGCUGAUGAAGGACACUACAGUUGUUUUAUCCAAUCAAGUGCAUUUUAUGGAGAAGCUAUGUUGGAGCUCAAAGUAGCAGGUUUUGGUUCUGACCCUCGCAUUUCGAUUGAGGGUUACCAGGACAGAGGGAUCCGGGUGGUAUGUGAAUCUGCUGGAUGGUAUCCUGAGCCUAAGGCACAAUGGAGAGAUCAAAAUGGGCAGCUCUUAGCAUCAUCUUCUGAAACUAAAUCCAAAGAUGCCAAUGGUCUGUUUCAAAUGCAAAUUUCCAUUGUUACAACAGAAAAUUCCAACAGAGACUUGUCCUGUUUUGUCAGGAACCCAAGCUUCAACCAGGAGAGAGAGUCAACGAUUUAUAUAACAGAUGUGUUUUUCCCGAGGGUCUCUCCCUGGAUGGUGGCUGUGUGUGUAAUUCUGGCUCUUUUGGGUUUUCUCAUUUUCCCAGCCAUUUACUACUUUUGGAAGAAACACGAAGCAAAAGGGGAACUCCUGGCUGAACUUCGGUGGAGUAAUGUCAGACAAUAUGCAGUGGAUGUGACUCUGGAUCCAGACACAGCUUAUCCUCACCUCGUCCUGUCCGAGAAUCGGAAAAGUGUGGAAUGGAGAUCUCAACAUCAGGAUGUACCUGACUGCCCCAAGAGAUUUGACUGUGUAACCUGUGUGCUGGGCUAUGAGGGCUUCACCUCAGGGAGACAUUACUGGGAGAUAGAUGUAGGGGAUGGGACAAAUUGGGGUGUGGGAGUAGCCAGAGAGACUGUGAGCAGGAAGGGAUGGAUCACACCCAUGCCUGAGGAUGGAUUCUGGGCUGUGGAAGAGUGCAGGGGCCAAUACCGAGCCCUCACCUCUAUUGAGAUGCCCCUGUCCCUGAGUAAGAGCAUCAGGAAAAUUGGGAUUUACCUGGACUAUGAAGGGGGGCGAGUAGCAUUCUAUGAUCUGGUUAGAGAGGACCCGUUCUUCACUUUCACAGCCCAUUUCACUGAGAAAAUAUUUCCUUUCUUCUUGGUGUAUUCUCAGCUCACAGUGUGUCCCUGGGGGGACUUGAGAAUGAUUUGCCUCCCAUUGGUGUCUGAGCUUUAGCCUCACACUGCUAAGUCUCUGGGGGAUUAUCUGCUUCUCAGCAGGUACAGAUUCUCUGUCUCCAGGGAGGAAAGUUAGGGCAUGUCCACACUGGUAGAGUUACAUCACCUUUGUCUGUGACGAAGUGGGAAUGUUCAUAAUGUUUUCUCUGAAUACUGUGUGGGUGCCGCAGUUUCCCU
Messenger RNA from Chelonoidis abingdonii (Abingdon island giant tortoise), 1716 nucleotides. Its product is annotated as zinc finger protein RFP-like. Gene Ontology annotation, biological process: regulation of cytokine production; T cell receptor signaling pathway. Gene Ontology annotation, molecular function: signaling receptor binding; zinc ion binding. Gene Ontology annotation, cellular component: external side of plasma membrane. The record is from RefSeq and is a predicted model, not a curated record. NCBI's taxonomy places the organism in Eukaryota, Metazoa, Chordata, Testudines, Testudinidae.